Molecule: messenger RNA, 5276 nt
Organism: Bacillus rossius redtenbacheri
Lineage: Eukaryota; Metazoa; Arthropoda; Insecta; Phasmatodea; Bacillidae
Gene: swm
Product: RNA-binding protein 26
Exons: 23
Coding region: 115-3735 (1206 amino acids)
Biological process (GO): mRNA processing
Cellular component (GO): nucleus
Molecular function (GO): metal ion binding; RNA binding
Source: RefSeq, a predicted model, not a curated record
CCUACCCCAAAAGAAAAGUGAUGUGCUGAUUAAACUAUUCUUUUCUUAUUAAUAAUAUGCUUUCAAAUAUAAAUAGAACAAUUUGUGAUUUUUAUUAAUAAAAACACAAUCAUAAUGAUACUAGGUGAUCAAGAAAAGUUAAAAUCGUGGUUAACAUACGUUCUAGAGCCAUUGUGUGAUGCAGAUCCUGCUGCUUUGGCUAGAUACGUAGUUGCCUUGUUAAAGAAAGACAAGCCACUUUCAGAACUACAACAAACAAUGAUUGAACAGCUAGAUGUUUUCCUUUUGAAUAAUACCAAAAAGUUUGUUGAUUACCUCUUCAAGUCAAUGGAAACAAGAGAGUUUGAUGUGCCAAAGACUAUCACAACCACUACCACAACUUUGACGACGACUGCAGCGUCCAACAGUCUGAGCACUGUUGUCACUCAGUCAGCAGAUCUGGCUCAUGAUUUAUCUGGCAAUUUGUACGGCAGAAAUGUCGCAGACUUAAAACCUCCUGUUAAAGUUACAGUUGAAGCCAAUACUGUAGCUGAGCCCACAAAUGUGCCAGCGAAUUUGUACAGCAUACCUACCCCAACAGUACCUGAAUUGCCACCUGUAUUGUUUUCUGUAAAGGAAGUGUCACAAGAUCCCGGUCCGUUAGUACCACCCUUUAAAGUUUCAGAACCAGUCCAAAGUCACCAAAGUGCAGGUGACAAAGUUCUGGGCUCAGGUCGAGAGGCUUUGGAUAAUUUUGUGCCUGACAAAGAACAACAAUCGCAUUCAUCCAUGGAAAAACGUAGUGAGGAUAAAAAUUUGAGAGACCACUAUAGGAGGAAGGAGCGACCAAAGUCAUCUAUGAGGAAUGUAAGGAUAAGCUCUCGUUCAUUUGAUCAUCAGAAAAGAUCACGAAGUAGUACUGAGAGGGAUAGAGGCCGACAACGUGGGCAUAAUUGGUUAAAUAAGUCUUCAUCCACUAAUUGGCAUGAUCGAGACAGAAGGAGAAGCUGGUCGCAUUCUUUGUCUCCAAUUGCUGUUGGGAAAAAAACCAAAAUUGCAGGAACAACACGCUCCAGAUCUCGUUCGCCGCGUUACUCACAGAAGAGUCACUACCACGGUGGCUCACCGUUAUCAAGGGCCAGGUCGUGGUCUCGCUCUCGGUCGUACUCGAGGUCUCGAUCUGCUUCCAGGACUCAUUCCAGAUCAUCUCGCUCACGCACCAGAACUCGAAGCCGGACUCGAUCAUCAGAUUCCGAAAAUUCAUUGAAUGGGUUACGAGUGCAUGGUAAAAAUCGUAAAAAGGAAUUCUAUUCUGGAGCCAACACGCCAACACAGGAUAGUAAUCACGGAGAUGUUGAUAUGAGGUUAACCACUACUUCUCAAAGGAUACAGAGCCUUGUCAGUGCAAGUUCUAGCUCUCUCCUUGAUUCCUCUAUCACUGCUUUGACUACAGCAUCCUCAACAAUGUCUAUGUCAUCAAAGUUACGCUGUAGGGAUUUUGAUGAAAAAGGAUACUGCAUGCGAGGAGACAUGUGCCCUUUUGAUCACGGAAACGACCCAGUCGUGGUGGAGGAUGUGUCGCUUACGUCUGGAUUUCCGUUCGGGACGUCGUCGCCCACGUUGCCAAACAGCCUGCAGCCCCCGCCCCCACCCCCGCCCCCUCCCCCUCCGCCGCCACCGCCCCCCGCCGCCCCCCGCCCCCACCAGCAACACAGACUCAGCUCAAAGGGGUGGACUUGUCUGUCCCACCGCCUGCCCUGCCGCACAAACAUGGAAUAUAAUCCUGAUGCUCCCAGCAUGGAUUCUAAUAUGAUGUGGAAUCGGCCGUCCUUCCAUGGUUCUGGAGUAAGAAGUGCUGUUGUGCGAGCAGUUCCUGUGUCUCGUUCGAUGAUUUACUCAUCACAACAACGAGAACUGAUCAGUGUUCCUGUGGUAGAUCAAAGCCAUAAUUUUGGGCUCUCUCGUAAUAAUACCUCUUUUGUUGGUGGAAACACUGUGCCCAGUAACUCUGGUAACAGUGCACCAUACAUCUCAUCAUCAGAAAACAUUGCAUCAUACACAAGUACAUAUGCUUCAAUGAUUUCCAACUACGGUGGCAAGAAAACCUCUGGUUUUGAUUAUUCACGGCUGGGGCCCAGGAGUAAGAACCAGAACAACUGUUCACUGAAACUGAAAAAAGUUCCUCGUGGACUUAAUAACAUAUCACAUCUCAACAAUCAUUUCUGCAAAUUUGGAACUUUGGUUCACAUACAGGUUUGUUUUGAGGGUGAUCCAGAAGGUGCAUUAAUUACCUUUUCAAGCCAUGCGGAAGCAAAUGCAGCUUACAGAAGCACAGAGGCUGUUUUAAACAACAGAUUCAUCAAGGUCUUCUGGCACAAUCCCGACAGUGUUGACGGAAGUAAUAGUGGGAACAGAAACAGUGCGCAAACAGUAGAGUCAAAACCAUCAUCGGAUAGUCCACCCCGUCCUUCAGUGAAGGAACGACUUGGAAUCCCAAGCGUAAAUAAAAAUGAUUCUUUUGUGCAGCCUAGAAUUUCACAGGUGUCAAUGGAAAAGGUGGUAAUGAAAGGCAACAACAUAAUGAAAACAGUCUAUAUACCAACUGCUGUAAAAAAGACACCACCUGUUACUGCUAGUUCAGUACCUUCUGCAGAAACCAAAAUAUCUGCAACACCAGCAGCAAAGAAAUCUUCAGAUGCGUGGGCAACCAAAGAAUUACUAAAAAAGUACCAAGAAGAGAAACAAAAGGAAGCAUUGAAACUGAGUGCAGAUCUGCGAAGGCGCACCCAAAUUUUAAUUACGAAACAUAUAAGUGAACACAAAUCUGUUGUUGAGAAACUGGAGAAAGGUGUUAAAACUCCACAAGAAAGAGAAGCAUAUUUAAAUACACUUAAGAUGUUGGAGGAGCGAAUUAACUCACUCCGUAAUGAGCUUCUGGACAUGGUAGAGAAGAGUAGUUCAUGUGCCAAGGACACAUUGCCUCAUGAUCGUCAGCUGCAGUCUAGGAAGAGCAAAGAGGAGUUACAGCGUGAACUUCUUGAUGCUGAACUUGAUUUGUUGACAAAGCAAAAUGAGGGUGGUGACACAACAGAUUUGAAGAAAAAAGUUGCCGAGUUGAAACUUCGUGCACAUACAAUGGGAGCGUUGCCCGAGACAGCUUCUCAUGGUCCCAUCAGGGGAGCCAGACACAGUUUGGCUUCGACAAAAACUGCACGAGUCAUUCCUUACCACGUGAGGCCCCGUGGAACAUACGCUCAUGUCUCUGUGGACCAUAGACCAACAAAACUUCUCAUUUCUGGUUAUGAGCCCGAAGAGAAAAAUGAUGUGCUAUCCCACUUUUCUGUAUUUGGAAAGAUUGUGGAUUACUUAGAAGAUGAGUCAACACCUUCAAUUGUUAUGAAUUUUAAAUCACGCAAAGAAGCAGAGCAUGCGUUGCAGAAAGGGCGUAUGUUUCAGGACCGCGUUCUUUCCAUAAACUGGUAUAAUCUUCCUGUUGCAUACAGCAGCCGAGGUACUCAUAUGACGUUGUCAAAUAUACAUCAUCAUCUGGGAUCUAACCAUGAAGCAGUUGAUGAGUCUGGUACAAAACAGGACGGCCGUGGUGUUGGAGAUGAUCUAAUAGAUGAAACUGAAAGUUUGCUUCUUGAUGAGACUGAUGAUGUGAAUACUCCUGUAAUGGAACUUGCAGAAGAUGUUCUUCUGCAAGAUGACGAUGACGACGAUGAGGAUGGAGAAGAUCGGAGCUGGAGACGAUAACAUUGUUUUUUCACACUGUGUUAUGUGACCAAACUAUCAAGUGCGCUAGUCCAGAAGAUGAAUUCCAGAUAGCACAAUGGUAGUUGAUUGACUCAUGAAACUAAAUAUCUUGGAUUCAAGCCUGGUCUAGAAUCACAUUUCACUUAGUUUCAAACUAUUUAUUGGCUGUAUUUUAUUUUCCUAUUGUGAAUGUUUGAAAUGAAAUCUUAUAGUGACUAAAGAUUUGUGUUUGAUGUAAAUGUUUGCAGCCAACGAGUAGUCAUAGACAUCAUAUUUAUACCAGAUUUCUUAAAAACAUUAAUUUAUAUUAAAAAAAGUUAAUCUUUUUUAAGCUUAUUUGUGUAUUGAAUCAUUGUAUCUUUUUUUUUUGUUUCAUGAGCUAUUUUAUACCGAAUAUUCAAUGAAUUCAGAAUAAUUAAGGAAAUUAAGUAAUAAAAAAAUUUAGGUAAUCUGUUUAUAAAACAUACUUUUUAAUGAGUACAAGUAAGUUACUCAAGCUAAGGAGUAUUGAUUAGUAUAGCACUAAUAUUUUGUACCAUUACUUUGCCGUAUGUUAUGUUGUGCUCACUAUUAACCAUGCCCCAGUUUAUUCCAACUGUCUCAAAUUUCUGUUUCAUUCAUAGAAAAACUGUAAUUGAAAAUAUUGUGUUUUGUGUCCAAAUAAUGUAGAUUGUUUGCAGUUUUAUUUAAAUAAUUUUUGUGGUUGGGUAUUUUUGAAAUCUUAAAUGUGGUUAUUUAGACACACAUCUUGGCUACAAAACCACUUAAGAAUUUUUUUUUUUCAAAAUACAAAAAACCACUUUUUUUAUUUAUAUACAUUUUCAGUGACUAUGUUCAUUCACUUUAUUUUUUAAUUGUGGAAUGAUUCUGCAGGCAAGACAAAAUACAAAGGGAAAAUUUUAGGUUUGAAAAAAGAAUAAAUUGUGUCAUGUUGGAUACCAACCAUCAUAAAAAAAAACUUAUUUAUGGAUUACAAAAUGGAAAAAUUCAUAUGUAUAAUCACAUUUCAACAGAGUAAGUUUAUGGAUCAUUGGUGGUCAUUUUUUUCUGGAUUCUUUCUUCUUGUUUUGCCAGAUUUUAUCCUUCAUUGCUGGCCAUCUCAGAAGUGAUGAAAUUUUAGCAUGGUAUACACCGCAUCGUAAUAACCCAUGCUGAGACCAUCAACAAUGUCAUCAUGAUCACUACUUUGGAUCCUUACAUCUUUUCCUCGUUACCUUGUGUUCCACGAACUUCUAUUUUUUGGGUUGUUAGCUUCUCACUAGCCAAGUUAUACUCUGAAUUGCUGUCUAAAUUCAAAGACAAGUCUGUCUUGAAAUGCUCAGUUUAUUAAUUUAUUUUGUUUUAAAUAUAUUUUAUUAUAAUAAUAGUAAAAUUUAAAAUUCCAUAGAAAUUUCAGUUAUAGUUUGAUGUGUUUUGUCCAAAUAACUGUGUAGUUGAAAUUUCAGUUGUGUCUUAAUUUCAUUAUAAAAACUUUUACAUUAUCUGAUCAUAAAUAUAAGUCAAUAAGUUACAUGAUAAAUCCUCAGAUUUUAGACCCAAUU